AUGGCAUCAUCUCCUUUGCAAGAAAUCAUCCUUGCUAGCUCUCCAGAUGGAAUCAUCACUGCCUUCGAUGCUUCCUCAGGCACCACCUUAGCUCGCUUCACUGGAAGCCGAUCACCUCGAAAAGGCCUUGUGGUUAUUGGGAACAAUCUCAUCGCCGCCUCUCAUGUGUCCUCAGACACUGCUGCAGCCUCCAUUCAUCUCUAUAACUGGUGGUCCUCCACCGCCUCGCACCACAUCCCUAUUACUGAACCAGUUGGUCCACUUGCCGCCACUUUUGACGGCUCGUACCUUUUCGCUGGUGGCCUUUCAGGCCAUGUCCAUGCGCUCUCAGUCCCUUCGAGUGACACAAUUCGAACCAUUUUUGCUCAUAGAAAGCCUGUGUCUUGCCUGGCAAUCAAUGAUGAUGGGUCACUCUUGUUUUCAGGCAGUGAUGAUGGAACCAUUGCGGUUUUUCCAAUCUAUAAACUUCUGGAGAACACGUCUUCCAAGUCGACUGAACUUGUAUUGCAUCGAUUCAAUGGGCAUGAAUCAACCGUCACUUCUGUCACUACCGGGAUUGGAGCAUCCAAUUGUACUAUAAUUUCGUGCUCUUUAGAUUGCACGUGUAAGUUCUGGAGCCUAAUGCAUGGGACCCACCUGCGUACCGUAGCAUUCCCGUGUACAAUUUGGGGUGUGGAAAUGGACCCCACGGAAUCUGAGUUCUACGUUGCAGGAUCGGAUGGUUCGGUGUACAACGGAGUGAUGAAGGGCGUAGGGAGACAUGUGGUGAAACAAGGGCAUAAAUUAGUCACGUGGACAAGGAAACACAAGGGAGCAGUGAUUGCGUUGGCAAUGAUGAACGGAGGGCAGAAUUUGGUUACUGCUUCAGACGAUGGGAGCAUUUGGAUUUGGGAUGUUUUUAGAAAAGAGGUGGUUACGGUUCUCAGCGAGGAAAUGGGAAGCAUUAGUGAACUUGUUGUGGUCAAAGGGUUUGGUGAUUGUGGGAGCCACGGACUUGGAGCAAGUGAAGGUAAUGAUGAAUUUAGCAGAUGGAGGUCGGGGUUCACCAGUAGAGAGCUGAGUAGGCCGAUGAGGGAGGUGACGGGGAUGGAACAGAUGUUGGGUGUUUUGGCACGGGAUAGGAGCAAAGCGAUUGAUACACUUGGAUCAGCAAUCCAGGCUUAUGAGAAACUCUUGGGACUUGUUCUCAAGGAAGCCAAAGUAGGAAGUAACUGUGAUACAAGUAAGGAAGAAGAAGAUGAUAAAUGAACACUCUUUGUAGCAUUUGUUUGACAGAGAAAUGUAUGAUUAGAGAGUAAAGAUUUGAAGACUUUUGGGAAGUAAAAUUUUUUGGAAUUAUAUCAAUAUUAGAAUAUUAAUUAGAAUUUAAUUAUUGUAUUGUUUUGUUUUUGGUGACUUUGAAUUAUGGUUUUCUUGAAUGCCUCUAAAUAGGCCAUUAUGUAUUAAGGUUAUUCAGACUAUGAUAUU
Molecule: messenger RNA, 1467 nt
Organism: Camellia sinensis
Lineage: Eukaryota; Viridiplantae; Streptophyta; Magnoliopsida; Ericales; Theaceae
Source: RefSeq, a predicted model, not a curated record